CGAAAAGGGUAUUCCUUGUGACAACUUAUUGAUUAUUUGUUGGUCUCAUUUUCAGCUUAGCAGGAUGCUGCACCUUGCAUCUUCAAGCACCACAAGGCCGGCCUUGUCAUCUGCCGAAAUCCACAUGCCAAUUCCGCAUGCACAUGUUGCGAGAAGGCCAAACGUCGCUAGCGGGCCGCUGCACUCUUCAACGUUACAGGCCGCUCAGCGCUUGGUCAUGCUCCGACGAUUGCCACCCGUUCACGCUGCGAAACCUACUAUCGCCGCUGCAACAGUAAGCGUGGAGGCUUCUUCAUCACAGGUGAUGCAAGAAGACGUCGAAAAUGUCGUUAUCAUUGGCUCUGGGCCAGCGGGAUACACGGCUGCUAUUUACGCGGCUCGCGCAAACCUCAAGCCCGUUGUGUUUGAGGGCUUCAGGAAUGGCCGCGGCGGCCAGUUGAUGACCACCACAGAGGUCGAGAACUUUCCCGGCUUCCCGGAGGGUAUCACCGGCCCCGACCUGAUGGACCGCAUGCGCAAGCAGGCCGAGCGGUGGGGCAGCGAGCUGCACACAGAGGACGUGGAGUCCGUCGACCUCUCCGUCCGCCCCUUCCGCAUCCGCUCCUCCGACCGGGACCUCCGCGCCCACUCCAUCAUCAUCGCCACAGGCGCAUCUGCGCGGCGGCUGGGGCUGCCCUCGGAGCUGACCUUCUGGAGCCGCGGCAUCAGCGCAUGCGCCAUCUGCGACGGCGCGUCGCCGCUGUUCAAAGGCGGCGAGGUGGCGGUGGUGGGCGGCGGGGACAGCGCCACCGAGGAGGCCAUCUACCUUACCAAGUACGCCAAGCAUGUCCACCUGCUGGUCCGCGGCGAGCGCCUGCGCGCCUCCAAGGCCAUGCAGGACCGCACGCUGGCCAACCCGCGCAUCACCGUGCACUUCAACACCGGCGUGGAGGACGCAUUCGGGGGGGAGGUGCUGCAGGGGCUGCGGCUGAUGGAUACCAAGACAGGCGAGAAGCGCAACCUGGCAGUGCAAGGGCUGUUCUACGGCAUCGGCCACACGCCUAACAGCAGCUUGGUGGCGGGGCAGGUUGAGCUGGACGAGGCGGGCUACGUCAAGGUCUCCCACGGCGCCGCCACCUCCGUACCCGGCGUCUUCGCAGCCGGCGACCUACACGACACCGAGUGGCGACAGGCGAUCACUGCAGCCGGCUCGGGCUGCAUGGCAGCGCUAGCAGCGGAGCGUUACCUAACCGCCAACGGUCUUGUACGGGAAUUCAAGCAUGCCGAGGAAGCAGAGGGUGCUGCCGCUGGCGAGGGCAACGGUAACGGAUCCAGCGCCUCUCAUGAUUCGUCUUCGGGGUCGGCAGCGUCUGCGGGGGUAGACACGCCGGACACGUUUGAUAUCAAUGCGGAUAAGCACAAGGGGCAAUACGCGCUGCGGAAGCUCUACCAUGAGUCGGAUCGGCUGAUCUGUGUGCUGUAUACGGCACCCACGUGUGGGCCCUGCCGUACACUCAAGCCCAUCUUUAACUCGGUACUUGAUGAGUUCCAGGGUCGUGUGCACUACGUGGAGAUUGACAUUGAGCAGGACCCCGAGAUCGCGGAGGCUGCCGGCGUGAUGGGCACACCCACAGUGCACAUGUUCAAGGACAAGGCUCGGCUGGAGGUGUUGAGCGGCGUCAAGAUGAAGAAGGACUACCGAGGCCUCAUCAGCAAGCACGUGGGGGAAUCGGCGGCGGCAGUAGCGGCGGAACAGCGUGUUGGUGUGACGGCUUGAGGUCGAGGAGCAGCAGCAGCAGCGCAUGGCACAAGUAUGUGUGGUGGGAGUGGAGGGCGUUGUGUGAGAGGAUGGGUCCGGUCUGAAGGGGCGGUGGAAUGGGAGGAGGGGCCAUGGGCGCGUUUGAAAGGGGCAACCGUUGUUGAGGAGGUGCAAGACCCUCUUGUAUUAACUUCGUAGGGUUUGCUCGGCGUCUCAGUCUCAGGAACGGGUUCAGCGCAAGUGCGAGUGUUCAGUUUUGUGGUGUGUCGAGAGUGCAAUUUUCCAGUCAUUGUGUUUUGCAUGACCGGGCGUAUAGUCACCCAUCCAUAAAGGCAUUCGAGGAAAUGGGGAUAGUAUUAUAGCUGACAGCUGGCACCAUUGAGAGGGGCUGCAUGCCAAUGUAGGGUCUUCAUGCUCCGUAACAAUGGUAGGUCUUGUGCAGCAAAGCGAAGCAUAUGAGCGUUUUCUUUGUAUGGCUAUAUGGUUUGGCUGGUUACGCAGUACAAGGCAAAUCCCAUCCUAGACAAACGCCCGGCGUUAGUAUUUUUCUCGUAGAUCUAGAAGGUGAGAGCAACUGGGUAGGGCUGCAUCAUUAAGCCAGGGAAGAGAGGGAGGGGGCAGGUUUGCUGCAUCGGGUCUCUUGCUUGCGUCUCAACUCUCAAGUCUUUAGAAUUUGGGGCGUAGUAGCCCUUUGUCGAAGUCAUUUCACUUCGCAGCUUACCUCUUGGCGUGCACAACGGGGGGUUGUGCGGACACAUGCAAGAGGCCUGUUAGCCAUGGCUUGAUGAAAGGAUGGAGAAGGAUAUGGGCUUCCCUCACUGGAUGGCAGCGUGCCGUUUUAUUGCGAUGAACCGUGUUCCACUAUACGGGUAAUGAAAAAUCAAGUCCGUUGCGGAUGACCUUGCCUGCAAAAUGCACGCUGACUUGGUGCACAGGCGGGUGAGCAAGAGAGCCAAAAUCACAGGUCGCAUGCGAGAGGAGGCACAAGGAGAGUGGUGCGAGGCAUGCCGUACAUGACUGCUGGUGCGGGCUGUGUGAGGGGAAGAACAACCGCACGCAAUCGAGGUCUUGGACUUAUUGCUGCUCCGGUGGGGAGGUCGUGAAACCGAAAACCACGAAUGAAGGUGAUGUAGAGACG
Astrephomene gubernaculifera is the source of this 2876-nucleotide messenger RNA. NCBI's taxonomy places the organism in Eukaryota, Viridiplantae, Chlorophyta, Chlorophyceae, Chlamydomonadales, Astrephomenaceae. The record is from the annotation of a GenBank genome assembly.